Molecule: messenger RNA, 996 nt
Organism: Peniophora sp. CBMAI 1063
Lineage: Eukaryota; Fungi; Basidiomycota; Agaricomycetes; Russulales; Peniophoraceae
Source: the annotation of a GenBank genome assembly
AUGUCUAGACCUCAAGACGAUAGGAACCAAGAGGCUACGGUCUAUCUUGGUAAUUUGGACGAGAGGUGUACAGAUGCCUUGGUAUGGGAACUCAUGCUUCAAGCUGGGCCCGUUGUCAAUGUUCAUCUGCCAAAGGAUCGCAUCUCCAUGGCUCACCAAGGGUACGGAUUCUGCGAAUUCCUUACGGAAGAGGAUGCAGAAUAUGCCUGUAAGAUCAUGAACCAGAUCAAAUUAUGGGGCAAGCCCAUUCGGGUUAACAAGGCUUCCUCGGACAAGAAGCAACUUGAUGUUGGCGCGAAUCUGUUUAUCGGAAGUCUGGACGAGGCCGUGGAUGAACGGCUACUAUACGAUACCUUCAGCGCUUUUGGUGUUAUGGCCACGACGGCGAAAAUUGCACGCGAUCCUACGACUGGUCAGUCGAAGGGCUACGGUUUUGUUUCGUACACGGACUUCGAGUCUUCGGACGCGGCAAUCGAGAGUAUGAACGGUCAAUUCCUUAUGAACAAGGCAAUCACCGUGCAGUACGCGUUCAAGAAGGACGGAAAAGGCGAACGCCACGGCACACCCGCCGAGCGGUUGCUCGCUGCACAGGCACGCAAGAAUAACGCACUACCUGCUUCGGCCCGACCACCACCUGCACCAGCAGGUAUCGCUUUUGGCGCGCGGCCUCCUGUACCAUUCCAAGGACCGUAUCAAGGCCAAUUUGCCGGUGCACUGGCAGCCCCACCACCGCCUCCGCCAGGCUUCGCAAUGCCCCCUGGAGCACCCAUGCCGAUGGGUAUGCCCAUGCAGGUCCCGCCCGGUAUGCCGCCUCCUCCUGGUAUGAUGCCGCCUCCGCAAAUAGGUAUGCCAAUGGGUAUGCCGCCGCCACCCCCCGGAAUGCCUGCGUAUGGCCAAGGCUUCCCACCUCCACCUCCACCGGGCUUUGUACCGCAGGGAAUGCCUGGGAUGCAGCCGCCGAUGAUGCCACCACAACAGCAGGCGUAUAUGGGUUGA